AUGGCGACUUUUGAGACUGCGCAGGAUCAGUAUGUGAAUGUUGGGGGUACGAGGUUUGCGUAUCGGCGGCUGGGGAGGACGUAUGGCGUUCCGUUGGUUCUGCUCAUGCACUUUAGGGGCACAAUGGACCAUUGGGAUCCGGCAUUGAUCAACCCGCUUGCUGCUCGAAGACCAGUCGUCUUGAUUGACAACUCUGGCGUGGGCAGGUCGGAAGGUGAGGUAGCAAAGACGUUUGCUGGCUGGGCCGCGAAUUACAUCAAUGUCAUGGAGGCGCUGGGCAUCCGACGAGCAGAUGUCAUGGGCUUCUCGAUGGGAGGAUGUGUCGCGCAGAUGGUUGCCCUCAACGCUCCCAAGCUGGUACGAAGCCUGAUUCUCUGCGGUACCAUCCCAAGCACAGGUCAUGGUGUCACGACGGCACCACUUGGGCCCUUUAACCAGCUCAAAGCCGCCGUAACCGCCGAGGAGCAGCGCAAGGCCUUUCUAGAUUCAUUCUUCCAUACUUCGGAACGGAGCCAGGCCGCAGGAAUGGCCGCCUGGGACCGCAUUGUUGACGCACGAUCCAACAGAUCAGAUUAUGUUGAUGCGCAAAACGCCCACAGACAAGCCGUUUCAUUUGCCAAGUUUAUGGACCCUAAGCAGGCUAGGGAUGCGUCAUAUGAUCGUUUUCAUGAGCUUCAACUUCCAGUCCUGAUUGCGAAUGGAUGCAAUGACCUCCUUCUGCCUACCGAGAACAGCAUUCUCAUGUGGAAAAAGCUAAGCCACGCAAAUGCUCAACUUCACCUGUAUCCUGAUUCAGGCCAUGGCUUUCUUUUUCAGUAUGCCCGUUCAUUCUCGCAACUUAUCAACGAUUUUCUUGAUACCACCGCGGAGCAAGCCAGUCGGCUGUAG
Pochonia chlamydosporia 170 is the source of this 888-nucleotide messenger RNA. RefSeq names its product alpha/beta-hydrolase. The record is from RefSeq and is a predicted model, not a curated record. NCBI's taxonomy places the organism in Eukaryota, Fungi, Ascomycota, Sordariomycetes, Hypocreales, Clavicipitaceae. The transcript has 3 exons. The coding region runs from base 1 to 888 and encodes 295 amino acids.